ACACCAGGAUUGUGGAUCACGGAGAAGGUUUCUACCCGGGAAUGUCGAUCCCGUGUGCCGACAGCUUCUCCGGCUUCUGCGUUCACGGGAAAUGUGAGAUCAACAAGUACAACAUGGCCACCUGCAGAUGUGACGCAGGAUACAAAGGUCCUCAGUGUGACGAGCCUCAGGACUUCAACAUCCUCUACGUGGUCCCCAGUGGACAGAAGCUGCACUACGUCCUGAUCGCCGCCAUCAUCGGUGCCGUGCAGAUCGCCAUCAUUGUUGCCGUAGUGAUGUGCAUCACAAG
Messenger RNA from Neolamprologus brichardi, 289 nucleotides. NCBI's taxonomy places the organism in Eukaryota, Metazoa, Chordata, Actinopteri, Cichliformes, Cichlidae. The record is from RefSeq and is a predicted model, not a curated record.